Molecule: messenger RNA, 1216 nt
Organism: Psylliodes chrysocephalus
Lineage: Eukaryota; Metazoa; Arthropoda; Insecta; Coleoptera; Chrysomelidae
Source: the annotation of a GenBank genome assembly
AACACAUUGAACUUUAUAAUAUGUAUCUACCGGUUUAGAAAUAACCUUCACUUUUAUUUCUCACCUCGUACACUUAAAUAUAACCUGAAAACCUAUAAGCUGACGGAACUGUGCACUAUGGUCUUAAAGUAGAAUGUUUUAUGAUACAAAAGAAGAAACACGCAUGUCGGUGUCGGUACCUAUAGGAUAAUACCUAAUUUGAUAUGAAUUUGGAGGAAAAUAAAAAUUGCAGAAGGGAUAUAAGAGAAUUUAAUGUUCCGAUACCUUGGGGUCAUAUUGCAGUAAAAGUAUGGGGCAUCGAAAACGAUCCACACGUCAUAGUUUUCCAUGGACGAAUGGAUAAUGCAGGCAGUUUUGAUAAUCUAAUACCUCUUUUACCAAAUCACUUUUACUAUAUUUGUGUAGAUUUACCAGGUCAUGGAAAAUCUUCACAUUUUCCUCCCCACUUGCCCAUCCAUUCAGAAGAUUUCCUAAUGCCCUGCUUGUUACUGGUAAAAUAUUUCAAGAAAGAAAAAUACAUCUUUAUGGGGCACAGUUACGGUGGCCAAAUAGCGUUUCUUUUUAGUAGCGUCUACCCGCAAUUCGUUGAAAAAUUAGUAACCUUAGAUGUACUACCAUUGUACACCAUUGAAACUAACAAAACUGUUGAAUAUUUGCGUGGUAAAAUAGAGAAAGUUGUUAAGAUUCAGGAAAAAUUGAGUACUGGACAGCCGCCAUCGUAUACGUACGAAGAAGCUUUACAAAGGUUUUGUAACACUAGAUAUUUCGGGGAAACUCUCUUCAAGGAAGCUGCCGAACCAAUGCUGAAGAGAUCGUUGAUAGAAAAAGGUGACGGAUCAUAUUAUUUUUCCACGGACCAACGAAUGAAGGCCUACAUAAAUCCACUCCAUGAUAUGCGAUAUUUUAUCGAAUGCAAUAAACUUAACCCUAUUUCCGUUCCAGUACUAAUUAUUUUUGCAAAACUAAAUGAUCUUCCCAGAAAACGCUUCGCUCGUACUUUAGAGCAAUUACAAAAAAAUAAGAACGUUACAGUUUUGUAUGUAGACGGCGCUCAUGACGUCCACAAUAAUUAUCCACAGAGGGUGGCGAGAUACAUUUGUCAGUUUUUGUUGUUACAAAAUGCUAAAUUAUGAAAUUUUUAUUCAUAAUUUAGCAUUUUGUAGAGAUUUAAUAGGUAAUAUAUUUUUAGAUAUUUAAUAAAAAAUCGUUUAUUUAU